Lytechinus variegatus (green sea urchin) is the source of this 1368-nucleotide messenger RNA. RefSeq names its product netrin receptor UNC5C-like. Lineage: Eukaryota; Metazoa; Echinodermata; Echinoidea; Temnopleuroida; Toxopneustidae. The coding region runs from base 115 to 1368 and encodes 417 amino acids. Gene Ontology annotation, molecular function: netrin receptor activity; protein binding. The record is from RefSeq and is a predicted model, not a curated record. Gene Ontology annotation, cellular component: membrane. The transcript has 8 exons. Gene Ontology annotation, biological process: netrin-activated signaling pathway.
GGAGAGCUACUGCAGUUGUGUCAGCGAAUAGACGUAAAAGCGUCUAUUCUCGUGGAGAUCAUCAGUGGUGUGGUGACGUUUCAUGCCCACGAGAUCCGCCGUAUUGCUCUGAAGAUGUUAAUAGAAUGGCUUGACCAGGGCGGAACUAGAGAGAGACUCUUGGAAGUUGCUCAGGCUUUUCGUUUCAACGAUGCCGUGCUCAAGAUGGCAGAAGCCAUGGGAUCUAACUUCCCUCCUUUCAUCUCUUAUGGAAUCGUGGAUCAUAGGGGAGUGAAACUGCUCCUGGAUAAGCUAGGCAUCACUGUAACUAUCCCUGAAGGAGCCAUACCGAAAGGAAUGAGAUCCGUGGCAACACUUCAAGUUCGAACGCAGGACAGUCCUAGAAUACCUUUACAGCAGGGUGAAGUCCUCAUUUCCCCUGUCAUCGAGACUUCUCUCACACAAGAACUGAUAAAGCCAGCCACGGUGGUAGUACAGCUUUGUACCAACCCCAAUGUUCGUAGAGAUGACUCCCCCGCUAUCCUCUACACCAAAACAGGACCAGCUUUCUUCGGUUGUAGACGCCUGACAAACCCCACAUCCAAAAUCUCAAGAAAUGAGAUCACUUUUCUCACUCGGCAUCUACAAGUGUUUGCCCUGUCGUCAAACAGUCUCCGGGGACUCGAGAUGAGAUGUUUAAUUUUUCAGCCAGUAAUCAUGGAUCCUACACAGAAUCCAACUCUUCGCAUUUACAUACUGCAUCCUAAUAUGCACUAUGUACAGGAUAUAGUGAGAUCAGAGAAGUGUUCGCCUGUCGCCUACUGUCAAGUCAUGGAAGAAUUAAAGUUCUACAUAGAUUCGACAACAAGAGACCUAAGAAUCGUUUGCCGCAUCGGAACUGCAAGGCUCAAAAGAAUGAUACCGAUUAAAGGUAUACUAUGUGGAAAGGUCAACCAUGUAGACUUCGAGCUUCAGUUCACUCCCAAGGAGAAAGGAAAGAAGAAAGUCGAGAUGACCAUUCAGGAAGGGUCAAUAAUAUAUGCAGAAAGCAAGUUCGAGACGUCAAUAGAAGAUGUACCAGAUUAUACACGAGAUCAAAAGGAUUCACAUGGUCAAUUGCAGUAUGUACCUGACAGCAUUCUAAAGAUCCUGGCAGAAGAAAUACAAUCACCAAAAGAAUUGAAGUCCCUUGCCUACCAGCUUGGAUUCUCUCCAUCAGCUACAAAGAAAUACCUCAACCAACCUGAGUUAUCCAUGGAGAUGCUUCGAAAGUGGAGGCGCCGGGUUCGACCAAGUCAACAGAUUGACGAGCUUCAUGUGGCCUUGAAAAAUGCUGGACUAGGACAGUCAACAGAAAUCUUCUUACCUGAACGUGACAUUAUAACAUGA